AAAUUUGGCAGGUGAAAUUCGCUUGUGACUGCCACUCGUGACGGUGACAAGGCCGUGUCCUCCAUUCGGACUGCCUUUGUAUUGUGGUUCUCACCCACACACACAUCUGUUACCGCCAUAAUCUCUCAAGCGCUCCCCCAAGCAUAAAGGGACGUUCCCGCUCCUCCAUCCUAUUCCCCACCGAAUCCCCUCGGACGCAGGACGACACAACGCGGAGUGACGGCUGUGAUGGGCAAUUGUGGUUCACAACCCGACCAGGCGGGCAAAGAGAAGAGCGAUGCGAUUGACCGCCAACUCGAUGAGGACAGUAAGAGGUUCAAGAAAGAGUGCAAGAUUCUACUCCUAGGCUCCGGCGAGUCCGGCAAAUCCACAAUCGUGAAACAAAUGAAGAUCAUCCACCAAGACGGAUUCAGUCGUGACGAGCUCCUCGCCUUCCGACCGACCAUCCACAAAAAUGUACUUGACUCAGUGCAGGCCGUCAUUCUCGCCAUGCGGAAGAUGGGUGUUGACCCCACACACUAUGGCAAUCGGGUACUGGCGGAUAAGAUCAUCGAUGCUGUGUCUGUGACCGAGACCCCCGACUUCUUGACUCCGGAGAUCGCAGACGCCAUCAGCCAGGUGUGGCAAGACCCCGUGAUCAUGAAGAUCCUCGACGAGCACCACAGCGAAUUCUAUCUCAUGGAUAGCGCUGUCUAUUUCUUCACGGAAGUGUUGCGCAUCGGGGCACCAGAUUACGUGCCCACAGAAGCUGACGUUUUACGAGCUCGAGCCAAGACGACAGGGAUCGUGGAAACACGUUUCAACAUGGGCGGACUAGCGAUACACAUGUUCGAUGUCGGGGGUCAGCGCUCAGAGAGGAAGAAAUGGAUCCAUUGUUUUGAAAGGCAAGUUUCCUUUCGUGCGCCCUUCCCUUCUCUCAUCGUGUUACACAGUGUAACGAGCAUUAUAUUUUGCACGGCGUUGAGCGAAUACGACCAAACGCUGUUGGAGGCCAAAGAUCAAAACAGGAUGAAGGAGUCUCUCCUGCUCUUUGACUCUGUGAUCAACUCUCGAUGGUUCCUACGAACAUCGAUCAUUCUAUUCCUCAACAAGAUAGAUGUGUUCAAGGCCAAGUUAGCCAAGGCACCUCUGAAUCGAUUAUUCCCCGAGUAUGUCGGUGGUGACGACAUCAACAACGCGGCACGGUUUAUUCUGUGGAGAUUCAUGCAAACGAAUCGUGCGCGGUUGAGUGUCUACCCGCAUUUAACGCAAGCGACGGAUACCUCGAACAUCCGUCUUGUAUUUGCUGCGGUCAAGGAAACGAUCUUGCAGAACGCGCUCAAAGACUCGGGCAUAUUGUGAGCCUGUGUCAAGUGUCUCGUUCUGUUUUACUACGCAUUUGUACCAUCAACCCACACCACUGCAUCGCUCAUGUCUAUCGCAUUGUCACUGCUUUUGCCUGAAUGGCCCUUCCAAUACUGAUAUGUUUCUACCUUAAUCUGCUACCAUUACAUAGAGCGGAUCUUGUUGGGCCGUUUUGUAACAUCUAUAGUUUGUAUUCACAUCAGAUUCUCUCUUUGGACUGAUUCUUUUAUCUGCCUCAGAAUGAUCUAUGAUCUAGUGUGA
Mycena citricolor is the source of this 1605-nucleotide messenger RNA. NCBI's taxonomy places the organism in Eukaryota, Fungi, Basidiomycota, Agaricomycetes, Agaricales, Mycenaceae. The record is from the annotation of a GenBank genome assembly.